This is a messenger RNA of Pelodiscus sinensis (Chinese soft-shelled turtle), 5370 nucleotides long. The record is from RefSeq and is a predicted model, not a curated record. Lineage: Eukaryota; Metazoa; Chordata; Testudines; Trionychidae.
GGAGCCCCUGGUCACCUUGGCAACCAUGGGGUGGCUUCUCCUGAGUUUUCCCUCUCAGUAACUACAGCUUAUGUUUUGCAAACUUUUACCUGCAGCUGUGGGUGGGAGACUGUGGGGUCCCACUGGAGCUUUCCCCCCUUUGGACAGAGACGGUGCAGGGAGAUGGCACAGGGUGGCAGCAGCAUGCAGGCUUAAGUGUCCCCAGGACUCUGCUCCCUGACCCCACUCCCCAGCAGGACGCCAUGCUGGGGCCUGCCUGGACAAUGCUGGGACCUCCGUAGAGUGGCAAACGUGGCUGCGAAUCUCUAUGUCUAUUCAACUGGUCCUGUUGCUGAUGGGUUUUGCCUGGAGGAUGGUGCCAGGAGCCAUCCUGUGGCUUUUACUCUCACUCAGCGGCCUCCUGCCCUCCACCAAGUCCCAGACAAAGAUACCACUGGAAACGGUGAAGUCCUGGGCAGACGCCUUUGGUGGAGAGAUGUAUUCCAUCAUGACAAAGUAUUCAGGCUCUCUCCUCUUACAGAAGAAGUACAAAGAUGUGGAGCCCACUCUGAAGAUCAAGGAGGUGGAUGGCUUGGAGUUGGUGAAGAAGUUCUCAGAGGAGAUGGAAAGCAUGCUGCGCAGAAAAGUAGAAGCUGUUGAGAGGCUGGUGGAAGCAGCAGAAGAUGCAGAUCUGAACCACGAAUUCAACUCCUCACUGGUGUUUGAUUACUACAACUCUCUCUUGAUUAACGAGAAGGAUGAGAAUGAUAAUUACGUGGAGCUUGGAGACGAAUUCAUUCUGGAGCCAAACGAGCAUUUCAAUAAUCUGCUGGUGAACACGACAUACAGUGAUGUGCAACUCCCAACCAAUGUCUACAACAAAGACCCUGCCAUACUGAAUGGAGUUUACAUGUCAGAAGCCUUGAAUCCUAUUUUUGUGGACAAUUUCCAGAGAGACCCAACACUGACAUGGCAAUACUUUGGCAGCUCCACAGGAUUCUUCAGACUUUAUCCAGGGAUAAAGUGGAUGCCAGAUGAGAAUGGAGUCAUCUCCUUUGACUGCAGGAAUCGAGGCUGGUACAUCCAGGCAGCCACUUCACCCAAGGACAUUGUAAUCGUGGUGGACAUCAGUGGAAGCAUGAAGGGUCUGCGGAUGACCAUCGCCAAACACACCAUCAUCACUAUUUUGGACACUUUGGGGGAAAAUGACUUUGUCAAUAUUAUUGCAUACAAUGAUUAUGUUCAUUAUGUUGAACCCUGUUUUAAGGGCAUCCUGGUCCAAGCAGACAGAGAUAACAGAGAGCACUUUAAGCAGUUGGUGGAUGAGCUGCAGGCGAAAGGGGUGGGGACCGUCAAUAAGGCCGUGCUGGAAUCCUUCAAAAUCCUCAGGGAGUUCCGAGAGGCUGGGCAAGGAGGCCUGUGUAACCAAGCCAUCAUGCUGAUCACAGACGGAGCUGUGGAGGAUUAUCAAUCUGUGUUUGAAAAGUACAACAGGCCUGACCGUAAGGUCCGGGUUUUCACGUAUCUCAUUGGAAGGGAAGUCACUUUUGCAGAAAAUGUGAAGUGGAUAGCUUGCAACAACAAAGGCUACUACACCCAGAUCUCUACCCUGGCAGAUGUUCAAGAGAACGUGAUGGAAUAUCUGCAUGUGCUCAGCCGUCCGAUGGUCAUCAACCAUGAUCACGACAUCAUAUGGACAGAAGCCUACAUGGACAGUGCGCUCUUUGCAUCACAAGCUCAAAGUCUGCUGCUCAUGACAACAGUAGCUAUGCCGGUCUUCAGCAAAAAGAAUGAAACGAGAUCUCAUGGCAUUCUCUUGGGUGUUGUGGGCUCUGAUGUUCCACUGAGGGAGCUACUGAAACUGGCUCCACGGUACAAGUUGGGAGUCCAUGGAUAUGCCUUUCUGAACACUAACAACGGUUACAUCCUCUCGCACCCAGACCUCCGGCCUUUGUACAAAGAGGGAAAGAAGCUGAAGCCCAAACCAAACUACAACAGUGUGGACCUCUCUGAGGUGGAGUGGGAAGACCAAGAUGAAAUUCUGAGAACAGCAAUGAUCAAUGGAGAAACAGGUUACCUCGCCAUGGACGUGAAAGUCCCUGUGGAUAAAGGGAAACGGGUUCUCUUCCUCACCAACGAUUAUUUCUUCACUGACAUCAGUGACACGCCUUUCAGUCUGGGCGUUGUCCUCUCCCGUGGGCAUGGGGAAUACAUCCUGCUGGGGAACACGUCCGUGGAAGAAGGCUUGCAUGACCUGCUGCAGCCAGACUUGACCUUAGCUAAUGAAUGGAUUUACUGCAUCACCGAUAUUGAUCCAGAUCACCGGAAGCUCAGCCAGCUGGAGGCCAUGAUCCGCUUCCUCACAGGAGAGGAACCCGAUCUGGAAUGUGAUGAGGAGUUGGUCCAGGAGGUGCUGUUUGAUGCUGUGGUAACAGCGCCAAUGGAGGCUUACUGGACAACCUUGGCUCUCAACAUGUCCGAUGAGACUGAGCAGGGGGUCGAGAUGGCAUUUCUGGGCACUCGAGCUGGCCUCAUGAGGAGCCUCCUGUAUGUGGGGUCUGAGAAACUCUCCAACAGGAAGUUCCUGACCCGGGGGGACAAGGAAAGUAUCUUCACCAUGGAUCACUUCCCCCUGUGGUAUCGCCGAGCAGCUGAGCAUCCCCCUGGGAGCUUCAUCUACAGCAUCACCUCAGAAGAGGGCUCAGAGGGAGGUAGCAAACCAGACGUGGUGACAGUGAGCACAUCUGUUGCUGUUUCCGUGGAUGGGAAGACGGCUAUUGCUGCAGCUGUGGGCGUGCAAAUUAAGUUGGAAUUACUCCAACGCAAGUUCUGGAUGGCUACGCGGCAGUGCAGUGAUGUGGAUGGCGUGUGUCCGCUGAGCUGUCAGGAUGAUAAUCUGAACUGCUUCCUCAUUGAUAAUAAUGGGUUUAUACUCAUUUCCAAGAGAUCUACAGAGAUAGGAAAAUUUUUUGGUGAAGUGGAUGGCUCAGUAAUGACCCAACUCCAAAACAUGGGAAUGUUCAGACAGGUGACAAUGUACGACUAUCAAGCCAUGUGUAAAAUGCCCUACCACCAUCACAGUGGCGCCCGGCCUCUACUCAGUCCCAUUUAUACCUUGCUUGCUGCAGUGAAGUGGCUGAUGAGUGAUUUCCUCAUGUUUCUUUUGGAGUUCAAUAUUUGUGGCUUCUGGCACUCAGAGAACUUGGCAGAUGCCAAAGCCGUCUUUCAUCAUUCCCACAAGCAUAAGAAACAUGAUAUGCUGCAGCCAUGUGACACUGAAUACCCCGUCUUCGUGUAUGAGACCACCAUCAAAGAAACCAACGGGCUGAUCGAGUGCAGAGACUGCCAAAAGAUGUUUGUAGUUCAGCAGAUCACCAAGAGUAACCUGCUGCUCGUGGUUACAGAUGCUACCUGUGACUGCAGCAUCUUCCCACCCGUCCUCCUGGAAGCAAAAGAAGUCAAAUAUAACGCUUCGGUGAAGUGCGACAGGAUGCGCUCCCAGAAACUGAGGCGGCGGCCAGAUACCUGCCAUGCGUUCCACCCAGAGGAGAAUGCUCAGGACUGCGGUGGAGCUGCCGAGAUCUCAGCCUCACUGCCGUUACUCCUCCUUGCGCUGGCGACCUUUGCUCUCCUCCUGCGGUGACAGCGUCUAACCCUGACCCUUACAGCUAGCAGAAAAAGUGGGUAAUAAAAGGGAGUCCAUUACUUCCAUUGGACAGCCUGAGUGAGAAAGUUGGAGCUGUUAGGCGGGGAGGAGCCCACAGUGUAGGCAUUUUGCAACUCCUUGUGGACCUGUGGGGACAAGGCAUUAGAGACCCCUCACAUACUGGCCUGUCUCUCUCUCUAGUUCAGUUGCUGGCAGUGGAAGCUGUUUCUUCCAGAAGAACUUGCAGCUUGAGUGCUGGCCACCACAGCUGUGGAUCAAAUGGAUUAACUGUCAAUGCAACAACCAUUGGAUAAGAUGUGCCCAGCGGUGGGGCCAGUACCUGACCAACCGGAGGAGCUCAUGAGAGAAUUGGAGGUUCAGGAACAUCUGAUACCACUUCCAGUGGCUGGUUCUGACUCCAUCAUGCCUGGCACUUCCUCAUUUACACGCCACUAGUGAUGGAGUCUAUACAGAGGCAGGGCGGGUUUUACCAGUGCUGCCCACUACAUAAACAGAGCUCUUCAGAAUAUAAAUCUGCCUUGUUAUACCGCACCAGGCUGAUUUACUGCGUAGGACAGUUGGAGCUGGGCACACAUGGCCCUUCAGGAACAGCAGAAUUGAAAAUAUUUUAUUUACUGUGCACAUUGCUCUUUGGGAUUAAGGAUUUUCAGCACCCUGGCUACCUACUGGUUAUGGGGCAUGGGGGGGAGAGGGAGAGAGGGAGGGGAAGCCAGUGAAGAACAGGGCAACAGGAAAGGAAAAAUGCCUCAUUGGAGGUUCUGCACAAGAAGGUGGUUCCUUGAGACCAGAUUCCCCGCAUCAUUGUUACACAAUUCAUGAUCUGGCUUAUACUAACUGAGAAGAGGAAGUAGCACAGCUCGGCUAAUUAUACUUAUUCCAGCAAAAACUGGCCCCGAGCUUUGGGCCCCAGAAGUGACUUCUCUUAAACAGUGUUCAAAUCCUCUUGAAAUUCUAACAAGCCUGCACCAAAAAAGGAAAGUCACCUGCCUGUGUGUUAAACUCACAAAAUGAAACCACCCCUCCUGCAUCGGGACCUACUUCAAGAAAGAAAAAAAGAGACAGGAAGUGGGGUUUGUGCUGCCAGUCUUCUCUCUCUGCUGAAGUAGCUAAGAAACAAGCGUUAUCCCCAGAGCUGUGCUCAACACUGCUGAGGCCUCAGGCUGGGCUGGAGACAGCAGUGGCCGCCUGUUAAUGGAUUCUGGCUGUUCCCAGGUGCCAGGCCCAUGUUUCCAGGAAUUACAAACAAUGCUUGAGGAGGAGGGAACAAGAUUUUUCUUCUUUUUUAAAUAAAGUGCUUGCCAUUGUCUCUAAAAACAGAUCGAUGGCCUAUUUUAAACCGAAUUUAAGGCGUGACGUGUUCUACUUGGGACCAAUCUCAGCCUUGUAAGUCCAAACAGCCCCAGGCCACUAGUGGCGACAACAACCAGAGCAGAGCCUAUGACAUGGGAGCAAUUGAGCUGUGUAACCCCUACAGCUGCACUGGCAGUUUGCCAGGCACUCAAGGGAUGAGCCUGAGCUGCCUAAAAUGGAACCGAUGGCAGCCGCUUUACUUAGCAACACACCCAUGGAGACUACAUCUCCCAACAUGCAGUGCUCUCAGUUGAGCCAAGGAGCCAUGCUCUGUUGGGGCUUCAGAGGGCUGCCAUCAUACAAAUAAAACAAAGGAGGCAAAAUGAUGAAAGCACAAGCCAGCAAUGAGCAUUGUUAAUUCUACCAUGUGCUCC